AGAUGUUACUUCAAAAUAGGCGAAAUGGACAAACUAAAGACAUUGCAUUUAAAUACAGUGCAACAAGCCGAAUUUCUUAUGGCGCCUCUUGCUGGAAUCGAUGCUUUGACAAACUCCACCGAUUCUGAAUCAUUUGAUACACUUUUCUUACUCUCAAAAUUACAUUUACAAUUGGCAAACUAUGCUGCCGCUUUGAAUUGUAUGCUUAAGGCAACUCGUUUACGACCAUAUUACGCAGAAUGCUUCCAUUACCUUGGUAAAAUAUACUAUGGCACAAAGGAUAUAGUGCGCUCACGAAAAUGUUUUGAAAAAUGUGUAAAUUUAAACCCCAUAUGCGAGAGCGCAGUGAAUAAUUUAAGCGCUAUUUAUCAGCAACUAGGUGAAGAGGAUUUGAACGUUGCAUUGCUGCUUAAUACACUCAAACAUAUGAAGUGUGAAGAUUCUAAACAUAUACAGUACAAGCUCGGUUUGCAUUAUUUUCAUGUUAAUAAGUGGGAUGAUGCCAUACAGUCGUUCCGCACAGCUAUUAAGCUCGAUAACAGUUGCAUGAAUUAUUGGGAAUCUCUGGGUGACGCUUAUGCAGAGCGUGGUUCUUAUAACUCUGCUAUACGAGUUUUCCAAAAAAUACUCGAAAUGAAUCCAAGUAAUAUUUACGCUAAACUACAAAUUGCAUUGAUUAAAUCUACUGUGCGAAUGUAUACCGAAGCUAUAGCGGAAUUCGAUGACUUGCUACGCGGCCAUCCCGAUUAUUUACCUGGUUUAAAGGGCGCUGCUGAGGCACAUAUUGGUCUGGCGAACAAUUUAAAGUUGGAGCAUCUAUAUGGACGUUGUAAGGACCAUUUGCAGUUGGCUGUUAAUCAUUUGCAAAGCGCAUUCUUGACUUUGAACGGUCAAAGUAUGUUUUGGUUGUGGCGCCUAACCGCCAAUGUGUUUGUACAAACAGCACUCAUGCCGAACUCAUUGGCAUACCUGGAAGUAUCAGGGAAACUGGCAAAGUUGGAAGAUGAAACAGCGAUUUUGCAAAGGAAGGACCUUUUCACAUUAGCUGCAAGAUUUUACACCUGCGCCAUUAAGUUAAAAGCAAACACAUUUAUUUGGUAUGAAUUCGCAUUGUGUUGUUACUACUCCGCGAUCUAUAUUCCCGAUGAAGCAACUUCUCAUUUGGCAUUGGCUAUCAAAGCCUCCAAAUUGGCUGUAAAUGAGCAAAGCGACCGUUGGCAAAAUUGGAAUUUGCUUGGAGUAAUAAAUUUGCAUAAGGAAAUCAACCAAUUGCCCUUAGCACAGCAUUGUUUCAUUCAGGCACUGACGCUUGCGAAAUCUUAUACAACUUGGACAAAUCUGGGUGUGCUCUACUUAAAGCUGAACGAAAUAAAGCUUGCUAAUCAGGCAUUUCAGCGUGCUCAGCAGUCCAGUCCUAUAUAUGGAAAUGCGUGGAUUGGACAAGCUAUGAUCGCCGAAAGUAUUGGCGAAGAGGAGGAAGCUUUAGAUCUUUUCAGACACUGCCAGCAGUUUGAAUAUCACCCCGAGUCCUCACUGGGAUAUGCGCACUGGGUUUGCAUGGUGUUAACGGAUGCGGAAAAGUGCAAAAUACCACAUUAUCGACAUGCUAUCGAUAGCAUGUAUGCUGACGUGGUGGCGUUGGAUGCAAUUAAUUGGCACGUUAUAAACGAAGAAAAAGAUGCAACUUCUGCCGCACUUUCCUUCCAAGGAUUCUUAAGUUUACGGCAGCGACAUUAUCGUCCUGCAGUGAGAGCAUACCUUCAAGCUGUGAAAGUGACAACACCUAGUGCUGAGCGUGAUAAAUUACUCACGAGCUUAGGUUAUCUCUACUUGAAGUUAAAUCAGCCCAAUGAUGCUAUACAGAUUUUCAAUCGAGUAGUACAUUCAUCACUCAAUGCCAUUAUUGGAUUGGCUCUGGCUUUUGUGCGCGCUGGCCAACAUCAGGAGGCAUAUUCAGUAUAUAACUCUGUAUUGAAGAGUAUGGCAGAUAAUAACGAGGAAAAGGCGGGCAUGAUAUUGGUAGCAAUGGCCGCGAUGGUGUAUUCGUCGCAAGGAGAAGCAGAUACCAAAACGAUUCUAUAUCAAUGCAUCUUGCUUAAGAACUCUCCCAUACAGGCUCUCUAUUCUGCCUGUGCACUGGGUAUUCUGCAUCAUGAUAAUCAACUAACAACAACUAUUCUGGCGGAGUUGAAGAAGUACGAAAAUAGCGAAGCUUAUUGUGCGCAUAUUUCAUAUUUGACGGCACAAUACUNCUGA
This is a messenger RNA of Rhagoletis zephyria (snowberry fruit fly), 2256 nucleotides long. Its product is annotated as tetratricopeptide repeat protein 37-like. Lineage: Eukaryota; Metazoa; Arthropoda; Insecta; Diptera; Tephritidae. Gene Ontology annotation, cellular component: Ski complex. Gene Ontology annotation, biological process: nuclear-transcribed mRNA catabolic process. The record is from RefSeq and is a predicted model, not a curated record. Gene Ontology annotation, molecular function: protein binding.